Messenger RNA from Stegastes partitus (bicolor damselfish), 1807 nucleotides. It is a transcript of the gene dhrs7ca, whose product is annotated as dehydrogenase/reductase (SDR family) member 7Ca. Gene Ontology annotation, biological process: intracellular calcium ion homeostasis. The transcript has 7 exons. Gene Ontology annotation, molecular function: oxidoreductase activity, acting on the CH-OH group of donors, NAD or NADP as acceptor. Lineage: Eukaryota; Metazoa; Chordata; Actinopteri; Pomacentridae. Bases 127 to 1062 code for a protein of 311 amino acids. The record is from RefSeq and is a predicted model, not a curated record.
AAAGUAUUGCUGUGGCAGAGCGUCAUGUCGGAGGAGCUCUGCUGAGGCGUGCAGCUCCAGCUUCCUCAGCACAGGAAUUAAAGCUCAUUACCUGCAGAGGCCAGAGAAGCAGAUUACCUCCAGGACAUGGACCCAGUAUGGACCACCACCGUCCUCCUGGUGCCACUUGUGGUCGUGCUGACGGCAGGAUUUUUCUACCUCUACGGUGUGAUUGUCGGGCUGUUGUCCAAAACAUCUGUACGCAACAAAGUGGUGGUGAUAACUGAUGCUUUAUCUGGGCUUGGAAAAGAAUGUGCAGGCGUGUUUCACAAAGGAGGAGCGAGGCUGAUCCUCUGUGGGAAAAGUUGGGAGAAACUGGAGGAACUUCUGGAUGAUUUGGCAAAUGCAUCUGAUCCCACAGCGACGUUUCCUCCAAAGCUGGUGCUGCUGGAUUUUGGAGACAUGGACAGCAUGCCUGAGGCCAUCGCAGAGAUCCUCGAGUGUUACGGCUGCCUGGAUAUUCUCAUCUUCAACAGCAGCAUGAAGGUCAAAGCUCCUGCACAGAGUCUGUCUCUGGAGAUGGACAAGUUACUCAUGGACAACAACUACUUUGGGCCCGUCACACUGGCUAAAGGUGUGCUGCCCUCCAUGAUCUCCAGGAGAGGUGGUCACCUGCUGCUGGUUAACAGCAUCCAAGGGAAAAUAGCCGUGCCUUUUCGAACUGCAUAUGCAGCCUCUAAACAUGCAGUUCAGGCCUUCUUUGACUGCUUGAGAGCUGAAGUGGAGGAAUACGGCAUCUCCGUCAGCACCAUCAACCACACCUUCAUCAGCCGCUCAGCGUCUGAAGCUGCAGAGUCCUCCAGGUCCAUCUGGUCACUGCUGUACACCAAGAAGCCCCUUGGUGUUUCUCCAGACGAGGCCGCCGCUGAGAUCGUGAAGACUUUGAACAACAAGAGGAAAGAAGUGGUAAUUGCUCCGUCGCUCCCCAAGGCGGCCAUUUACGCCAGAUCCUUCUUCCCCAACGUGUUCUUCGCCGUGAUGGCUGCAGGAGUGAACAACGCCGCCGCUGCUGAGAAGAUGUAGAGAUGCUGCCUCACGCUGUGAUGAUGUUUAUAUCUGAGGUCUAAUCAGUUCAUUGGUUAUCUGUUGGUUUUGCAAAAGGCUGGAUUAAGUGCAGGGUAAAGGUAGACUAAUUCAUUGCUCAUUUGUUGUCAGUUGGUGGCAAAUCCAGCUCAGUUUUCUUUUCUGGUUCUAAAACCUGAAUUAUUUCUGUUGCAAAGUCAUGUUUUAUCAUUUUUAUUCCAAUCCACCAAUUAGUAGCACACACAUUCACAAUAUUCCAUCAAGCACUGGAAGGAACCAGCAAUGAUGUCGCUAAUAAUCUAUGGAUUCUUCAGUGUAGAAAAUAUCAGAUAGCUGUCCAAAAUAAAUUUGUUUUUAUUGAGCUAAUCAGAAGAAAAACAACUGAUUUUUACUUAAAAAAAACUACUCUUUAAUUAUCAGGUCAUUUAAAGAAGACAUGUUGAUGUCUGUAGUCGUGUGGUUUUGUCUCAUUGACUCAUUGUCUUCAACUGAAACUUAGUAAACAGGUUUGUGUUAAAAGAAAAACAGAAUCCUGAGAUUCAAAGACUCAUCAUCUAUCGUUCUUCUGCAGCUUCCCCAUCAGAGAGAUUUUAUAGUUACAUAUAUUUUACAGUUUAACAUGUAACGAUGGCGCAGUAUUUUCAUAAAAAGGUGAAUUAUAAAGCAAAUGUUGCAUCUGUUCUUGUAUUUGUGGUUUUGAUUACGUUGAGGAUACAAAUAAAAGUAGUGUUGUGAAUCUCAAAAA